Molecule: messenger RNA, 1196 nt
Organism: Drosophila eugracilis
Lineage: Eukaryota; Metazoa; Arthropoda; Insecta; Diptera; Drosophilidae
Gene: Ufd1-like
Product: ubiquitin fusion degradation protein 1 homolog
Exons: 2
Coding region: 165-1115 (316 amino acids)
Cellular component (GO): VCP-NPL4-UFD1 AAA ATPase complex
Molecular function (GO): polyubiquitin modification-dependent protein binding
Source: RefSeq, a predicted model, not a curated record
CUAUACGUAUUUACGGUUUUUGCAGUGUGCCAAUCUGGUCACACUGCAACAGCCGUGACAUUACAGAAACAAAAAAAUAAAAACAAAAUUUAGGCCUCCUCUAGAAAAAGGAGAUAUAGGGCAAUAAAUCUCGUGCAAAAUCCACAAGGAUAGCCAUACAUAGAAUGUUCCACUUCAGCGGCUUUAAUAUGAUGUUCCCGGAGGGACGCAGUUUUCAUGCCACCUACAAAUGCUUCUCCGUAUCCAUGUUGCCCGGAAACGAGCGGUCCGACGUAGAAAAGGGUGGAAAGAUUAUAAUGCCUCCCUCCGCAUUGGACACGCUUACCCGUCUGAAUGUAGAAUACCCGAUGCUCUUCAAGCUUACCAACGGCAAGAAAUCGCGAUCUUCUCACGCCGGUGUCCUUGAGUUCGUGGCUGAUGAGGGCAAAUGCUAUCUGCCGUACUGGAUGAUGGACAACCUGCUGCUGGAGGAGGGCGACAUUCUCAACAUCGAAAGUGUUUCACUGCCGGUGGCCACGUUCUCCAAGUUCCAGCCGCACAGUACCGACUUUUUGGACAUCACCAAUCCGAAGGCGGUACUGGAAAAUGCCCUGCGCAACUUCGCUUGCCUUACGAAGGGUGACGUGAUAGCCAUUAAGUACAACAAAAAGGUCUACGAAUUGUGUGUUCUGGAGACAAAGCCCGGCAAUGCCGUCAGCAUCAUUGAGUGCGACAUGAAUGUAGAGUUUGAAGCCCCAGUGGGCUACAAGGAUCACUCGGAAACACAGGCCUCGGGCUCUGGACAGCAGGGUACGGCAGGAUCUGUAGGGAGUGAAGUUGCCGGAGCCGCCAAUGCCAUUUUGGAGGAGGUUGUAGAGACCUUCAAGGGAUCGGGGGUCCGUUUAGAUGGCAAAAAGAAGAAGGAAAGCCAGCUGGAGACACCGGUCCUUAAGAAGGUCCUGCCGCGCGGCGUUCCCGACUACGAUUUCCAGUUCGGUCUCAUUCGAUUCGAUCGCAACAUUCGUCCCAUCAGUGAUAGGGGCAACGACGAUGGUGCAUCAGCUGGCAAUGCGGACGGAUCCGAUGCGGAGAGCUUCCACGGCACCGGUUUCUCCAUGAAGAAAACGCGCAAAUAGCUCUAGCUAUAGUUCUAGUUCUUAGUAAUAUAUUGUGUGACACAUAGAAAUUAAAGGAAGAACCUUAUAGGGGCAGCGUCA